This is a messenger RNA of Vitis riparia (riverbank grape), 982 nucleotides long. RefSeq names its product lysine-rich arabinogalactan protein 18. Gene Ontology annotation, cellular component: plasma membrane. The transcript has 2 exons. The record is from RefSeq and is a predicted model, not a curated record. Bases 36 to 743 code for a protein of 235 amino acids. Lineage: Eukaryota; Viridiplantae; Streptophyta; Magnoliopsida; Vitales; Vitaceae.
GGUCUCACCUCCGCCUCACUCAGUCUGUGGACGCUAUGGAUCGAAGCAGUGCGUUUGGGCUUGCAUUUAUCUGCAUUAUAGUGGCCGGCGUCGGAGGUCAAUCUCCGGCAGCGUCGCCGACGGCUACUCCUGUUACGGCUCAUAGUCCGGCCACUCCUGCUGUGGCCACUCCACCUGCUUCUUCACCUGCGGCUGCUGCCCCCACCAAAUCUAAAACGCCGGCUCCGGUCACGGCUCCCACUUCGUCACCACCUACGGCAGUUUCCUCUCCGCCAGCUAGCUCUCCCGUGUCAUCUCCUCCUACUCCGGCUGUGCCAACGCCUGCCUCGUCACCGGUGGCUGUGACUCCGGUGAGCUCGCCACCUGCUCCGGUUCCGGUCAGCUCUCCACCUUUGCUCCCGCCUGCGAAAUCUCCUCCUGUUCCGGCGCCGGAAAAUCCCCCCGCGGCUUCUCCUCCGGCUCCGGUUUCUUCGCCUCCUGCUGAGACUCCGGCUGCAGAGGUUCCGUCACCUGCUCCGAGCAAGAAGAAGACUAAGAAGCUCAAAUCGCCGGCUCCUGCUCCGGCGCCGGAGGCGCUGAGUCCUCCAGCACCGCCGACCGAAGCUCCCGGACCGAGUCUGGAUGCGACCUCACCCUCUCCGUCUCUGCCAGAUGAGAGUGGGGCAGAGAAGAUCACGUGCGUGAUGCAGAAGGUGGUUGGAAGCUUGGCAUUGGGAUGGGCUGCCCUUGGUCUGCUUCUCUAGAGAGACAGACAUUUAUUGCUGUUAUAAACUUAUAAUUAAUCAUCAUUUAUUUUAAUCUUUUUUAUGUUCUCUUGCAUUGUAUCUUUAUUUCAUGUCUGUUACUCUAUCGUUUACUGGCUGGGGUAUGGUUCGUUAGGAAUUAUACCACGUUGUCUUGUAUUCUUUGGGAGAGUUGUGGGGGAAACUUCGUAGCUUUGUAUUUUUUGACUGCUUUUGUUUCUUCUUUUCAUCAUUCAUUA